CCCAAGGACUUCCACCAUCCCUUCCAGCCUUACGACAUCCAACAGCAAUUCAUGGAAGCGGUGUAUGACUGCAUCGAGCACAAGCAGGUCGGAAUUUUCGAGUCACCCACUGGAACUGGCAAGUCACUGAGUCUGAUAUGUGGCGCCCUUACCUGGUUGAGAGAACACAAGCGGAAGACUUUCGACGAGGCUCUAGCUACGGUAGAAGUGGAUGACGAUGAGCCAGACUGGAUGACGCAACACGCUCGUGAAGCACGAAGCCGAGAAAUCAGGCAGAUGAGAGGAGAUCUCGAGGCACGCUUGUCUGCAGUUCGCGAACGUGAGCGAAAGAUCAAGGAGCGCGCUGCGACGGAGGAGCGUCCUUUCAAAAGGCAGAAACCAGCGAAAACUGACAUCGAGGAUAUGGCGGAGGAGGAGCAAUUUGUACUCGAAGAAUAUGAAAGCGACGAUGAGAUCAAGUCUGCUGGCAAUGCUCAAUACUCAGCCGAGACGACUAAGCUUAUGGAGAAACUCGGGUUGCUACCGAAGUCUGGUGAGAGCCAAGCGAAGGAGGAGGAGCUAGAGGAGCUCAAAGUCUUCUUCUGCUCCAGAACUCAUUCGCAACUAUCACAAUUCAUUGGCGAGCUGAAACGGGUAUCAUUACCACCGGGUCUUCCUCCCGAAGACAACACUGGAGAGCAGUCAUCCAAACUUACAGAAGAACUCAAGCACUUGACCUUAGGUUCACGCAAGAAUCUUUGCAUCAAUCCUAAAGUCAAUAAGCUGGCCGGCCUGACUGCCAUCAACGAGCGAUGCAUUGAGCUUCAGCAGUCAAACAGGGCGGGCGAUAAGAAGUGCUCGUUCUUGCCUACCAAAGAUCAACAGGAUGUGGUACUUGACUUCCGAGAUCACGCCCUGUCCAGAAUCCGUGACAUUGAAGAUCUCGCAAAGCUUGGAUCCAAGCUGGAACUAUGUCCAUACUAUGCCUCACGCGCCGGAAUUGGCCCUGCUGAGAUGUCUGCACGUGAAGCCCUCGGAAUCUCGCUGAAAGGUCAUGUGGUUGUGAUUGAUGAAGCCCACAAUCUCAUGAACGCAGUGGAAGGGAUUCACUCCGCUCGCAUCACCGAGAAUCAGCUCAGACGCGCCAAAGAGGGCCUAAUCACCUACCUCCAAAAGUUCCGCAAUCGGCUGAAAGGAAGUAAUCGGACAUAUGUCACUCAGGUCGUCAGAGUUAUCGACUCUCUACUCAGCUUCGUGGCCAGUGUGAAGGAUCACAACAUGUCUGGCAAUGUAACCAGUCCGAGCGCUCUCCUCGCGGGCAAGGCUGUAGAUCAGAUCAAUUUGAGCAAGCUUUCCCGCUAUAUUGACGAGAGUAAGUUGGCACGGAAGGUUGAAGGCUAUAUCGCGUUCGUUGCCCAGUCUGACACCGCCAUCAAGAAAGAGCCCUCUACCAUUCAUCACGCAGCAGCCGAUGUGCCGACUCUCAUGCAUCUCCAGAGCUUCUUGCUCUGCCUCAUGAAUCCGUCAAAGGAAGGCAGAUUUCUGUGGUCCAAGGAAAGCGGCAACGUCGAGGUGCAGUACUUGCUUCUUAACGGAUCAGAACACUUUCGGGGAAUCGUCGAAGAUGCCAGAGCCGUCAUCCUAGCAGGAGGCACAAUGUCUCCAAUGGAAGAGUACAAGCAGGAAUUAUUCCCAUACCUGACGAACGAGAUCAAAACCUUCUCAUGCGGCCACCUCAUCCCGCCUGGCAAUCUCUUCGUCCGCGCCAUCUCCGCCGACAGCCAAGGACGACUAGACUUCAGCUUCAAAUCACGAAACGACACCACCGCCAUGCGUCUCGGCCAAGCUCUGAUCAAAAUCGCCUCCAAAGUGCAAGGCGGCAUGGUCGUUUUCUUCCCAAGUUACAGCUACCUCGAAACCGUCCUCCGAACCUGGACCUCCCAACCCCUCAUCCCACCCCUCUCAUCCCUCAAACCCCUCUUCUCCGACAGCCGCUCCGUCUCCGCAGAAGAAACUUUCCGCUCCUUCACCUCAGCAAUCCACACCAACCCUUCUCGCGGCGCUUUGCUUUUCUCUGUCAUCGGCGGCAAACUCUCCGAAGGCAUAAAUUUCUCCGACGAUCUCGGUCGCUGCGUUGUCGUCGUCGGCUUACCUUAUCCUAAUUUACAAGCUCCGGAUUUAAAAGCAAAAAUGGAAUACCUGGGUGCGAGAGGUGGAGAGUAUGCGGAAAAUUUAUGUAUGAGAAGUGUCAAUCAGGCGAUUGGGAGGGUCAUUCGUCACAAAGGUGAUUGGGCUUCAAUUCUGCUUUUUGAUGCGAGGUUUGAGGAUUUGCGGAUCAAAAAGAAAUUGCCCGGGUGGAUUAGGGAGUGUAUGGUAGCGGGGAGU
Messenger RNA from Pseudocercospora fijiensis CIRAD86, 2364 nucleotides. RefSeq lists its product as uncharacterized. The record is from RefSeq and is a predicted model, not a curated record. Gene Ontology annotation, molecular function: ATP binding; DNA binding; hydrolase activity, acting on acid anhydrides, in phosphorus-containing anhydrides. The annotation marks the transcript as partial. Gene Ontology annotation, biological process: establishment of sister chromatid cohesion; nucleobase-containing compound metabolic process. Gene Ontology annotation, cellular component: nucleus. The transcript has 2 exons. NCBI's taxonomy places the organism in Eukaryota, Fungi, Ascomycota, Dothideomycetes, Mycosphaerellales, Mycosphaerellaceae.